This is a messenger RNA of Tupaia belangeri chinensis (Chinese tree shrew), 1305 nucleotides long. It is a transcript of the gene PMVK, whose product is annotated as phosphomevalonate kinase. The transcript is spliced from 5 exons. The coding region runs from base 463 to 1041 and encodes 192 amino acids. Gene Ontology annotation, cellular component: cytoplasm. The record is from RefSeq and is a predicted model, not a curated record. NCBI's taxonomy places the organism in Eukaryota, Metazoa, Chordata, Mammalia, Scandentia, Tupaiidae. Gene Ontology annotation, biological process: cholesterol biosynthetic process; isopentenyl diphosphate biosynthetic process, mevalonate pathway. Gene Ontology annotation, molecular function: phosphomevalonate kinase activity.
AGUGGGUUUUCCGUAAUGUUCGUAGAGCCGUGUGGGAGGGAAAGCGAGAUCCGCUUCAGGACAUUUUAAGACAUGACUCCCCCCGGAGGAAAGUGGCUUGCGCCAGUGCGUCGGCGCGGCGGGGGCGGAGGCGGGGCUGUGACGUGCUUCUGGGCGGGGCCGGGCUGUCCUAAGUGAGCUCUGGCAGGGUAGUUCUUUCGGGGAGAAGGACGUCCCGGGAAUAAACUUCUUUUACCUCCGUUUUUCUCUCCUUCUUUCCUCCCAUAAUUGCUUCGACACGAAUCGAAACGUGCUGAAGCCCAGCCGUGCGUCGUCAGCCUUCUCCCCGGCCAUGGAGAAGCCGGGGCGGAAUCCCUCCGGGAGGACGCCGCUCCACCUAGUGGCCGCGUCCUUGUCGCGCGGGGGUGGCCAGACUUGAGGGUAGGAGUGUCCGCUUUAGAGAUCGCAAAGCGUGGCGGUCCCAUGGCCCCGCUGGGAGGCACCCCGCGGCUGGUGCUGCUGUUCAGCGGGAAGAGGAAAUCCGGAAAGGACUUUGUGACCGAGACGCUGCAGAGCAGGCUCGGAGCUGACGACUGUGCCAUCCUCCGGCUCUCUGGCCCUCUCAAGGAGCAGUAUGCUCAGGAGCACGCCUUGAGCUUCCAGAGACUCCUGGACGCCAGCACCUACAAGGAGGCCUACCGCAAGGACAUGAUCCGCUGGGGGGAGGACAAGCGCCGGGCCGACCCAGGCUUCUUCUGCAGGAAGGUCGUGGAGGGCGUCUCCCAGCCAGUCUGGCUGGUGAGUGACACCCGGCGGAUGUCGGACAUCCAGUGGUUUCAGGAGGCCUACAGGGCCGUGGUGCAGACGGUUCGCGUGGUGGCCUCGGAGCAGAGCCGACAGCAGCGGGGCUGGGUGUUCACUCCAGGGGUGGACGAUGCCGAGUCAGAAUGCGGCCUGGACGACUUUGGGGACUUUGACUGGGUCAUCGAGAACCAUGGAGAUGAGCAGCGCCUGGAGCAGCAGUUGGAGAACCUGCUAGAAUUUAUCCGCUCCAGACUUUAGUCCUCCGGUUCCAGCAGUGGGCUGAGGCCUGGGGCUGGGGCUAUGGAAUUGGGGACCCUGAUCCUGGGUGAGGUGCAGACUGGAACCUCGUUUUCUCUAGAGGAGGAGACCCGAAGGGCCAGGGAGCGUGGACUGACUGCUUGCCCAGAAGCACCCCAGCUCCACGGCGCCGGACACAUCGUCUUGCCCUGGCUGGGUGCUCAGCCCUGCCCUGGGCAAGCCCGGGGCUCUGUGUGAGUGCUAAUAAACCUCCUUGGAGCUGAG